GGGAUGAGCUCUGCCGCCCUCUGCCGGUCACUCUUUGCAUUACACAGAUGGGACAUUUCCCAUAAUGCUGCUCUUAGGACAACGGCAGCCUGCAAGAUGGCGCAAGCGAUAUUUGAGGCUUUUGAAGGCAUGGACAACCAGACAGUGUUAGCUGUUCAGUCCUUACUUGAUGGCCAAGGUGGAGUAUCUGACCACAACGCUCAAAAUGUCAGCAGCGCCGGACCAAUCCAAGGACUUGAUGAUGAAGAUGUCUUCCUGUGCGGGAAGUGCAAAAAACAAUUUAACUCCCUGCCGGGUUUUAUGAUCCACAAACGGGAGCAGUGCCAUGGCAACGCACCAUCCCUCGCAUCUGUCUCCCUGGGCAACCACAGUGUUUAUACGCCGCCUGUCAGCUCCGUGCAACAGCAAUCAGUUAACAGACAGAUCUCCACGUACAUCGCCGUCCCCCCGUCGCCGCUCAUCCAGACUCUGGUACAAGGGAACGUUUUGGUGAAUGAUGAGGUCCUGCUGUCCGCAAUGUCCGCCCUUACCUCACUGGAUCAGCCAAUGCCUCCAGCCCCUCCUCCAGUACAGAGUAAUCUGAGUAUGCACUCCGGGGGCACCUACCUCCACACCCAGUCUCUGCUUCCCCGACUUCCCCACCCACCACCUCCACAUGUCCCAUCUGCACCAUCGCAGAGCCUCAUGGGGGUUCCUGUCCAAGCGAACAGCAGCACCUGCAGUACUGUAGUGCAGGUCUACAGCUCACCGAUCAGCAUGCCAGGAAACACAGGGAUGGAGAUCCAUGGGCUUGGCAUGGCACCCUACACCCAUAUAGAGGUUCCAAGUCAGUGCGUUGAAAGCACAGUUUAUAACACCCCUCCGGUAUACAGCCCCGGAAAACUUGGUCUGAAAUUAAAAACCACAAGUAACAGCUCGCCCUGUGCUGACCUGAGUGGGAACAGUAUGGGGAGUGUGGAGGCCGUCGUCCCUAACAAGACUCGCCGGCCAAAGUCUGACAACAGCGGGCCCAACGGAAAAAUGAAAACCCCCAAACUGAAGUGUACUUUCUGUGAUAAAGCCUUUGGGAAGAACUUUGACCUUCAGCAGCACAUUCGGAGUCACACCGGAGAGAAGCCAUUCCAGUGCAUUGUAUGCGGACGAGCGUUCGCACAGAAGUCCAAUGUUAAGAAACACAUGCAGACCCACAAAGUCUGGCCAAAAGCUCAGAAUACAACCGGCUCACAAGGAUCCAUGACAUUACAGGUGGUGCCACUGAGCACCUCCCAAUCGGAGGAAGAGUCUGUGGAGAACGGAGCCGUCUCCAACCAGGUCCAGUCAGAAGAGGCCUCGCCGCAGGACUUGGAUGCGGUACAAGGCGGGUCAUGUGAUGGGACAGAAGCCAAGCAAGUGGUCAUGAUUGACAGCUCCUAUCACUGCCAGUUCUGCCCCAGCAAGUAUACCAGCUACUUCCAGCUCAAAUCACACAUGACCCAACAUAAGCAGGAGCAGGUAUACAAGUGUGUGGUUAAGGGCUGCGUUCACACCUGCCAGAAGCUGGACCAGUUCUUGGAGCACAUCAAAACCCACCAGGAGGAGAUGACCUAUCGAUGUCACAUCUGCAACAAAGACUUUUCCUCUCUCUACGAGAUGGGCGUCCAUCAGUAUUCUCACAGCUUGCUGCCCCUGAUCGCCCCCAAGAAGGAGAUGGCUGUAUACAAGUGUUUGAAGUGUAUGAAUAAAUACUCCACACAAGAGGCCCUGGAGCAACAUUUACAGUCAGCCACGCACAGCUACCCCUGUCCACACUGCCAGAAGGUAUUUCCUUGUGAGAGAUAUUUAAGGCGCCACCUGCCCACUCAUGGAGGAGGAGGGCGGUACAAGUGUCCGGUCUGUAAGAAGUUAUUCAGGCGGGAACAUUAUCUGAAACUUCACAGCCACAUCCACUCAGGUGAAAAGCCAUUUAGAUGCUCUCUCUGCGACUCGGCGUUUAAUCGCAAGGACAAGUUAAAAAGACACAUGUUGAUCCAUGAACCCUACAAACAGUACAAGUGCCCCUUUGCGUCUCAUACUGGCUGCAACAAAGAAUUCAAUCGCCCGGAUAAGCUGAAAGCUCACGUUCUGUCACAUUCAGGGAUGAAAACUCACAAGUGUCAGUACUGCUCCAAGUCAUUCAGUCGGCGCGCACAUAUGAUAGAGCAUCAGAGGAGCCACACCGGCAAUUAUCGCUUCUGCUGCCCCAACUGCGGCAAAGGAUUCACCCGCCAGAAAUAUCUGAAAGAGCAUAAGUGCCGACUACUCGCAGACAAUGAAAAGGAACAGGUCAGAAAGACUCAGAGGAAAAGAGGGCGAGGGAAGCAAGAUGGAGAGACUGCUGCAGAGGAAGAGACGACGACGCUGACGGAGCUGAAGACGAGAGAACAGCGGCUCGAUGACAACGGUCCGGGGGAAGAGAGAUUCCAGCAAUCCGGCGCUGUACUUUCCAUUGUGGUGGAAGGGGCCGGAGCUGCCGGCGACAGCUUAGACGUGUCCUCUGGUCCUGACAACACAGCCACCACCACCGUGACACUGGCAGAGCUGCAGAAUGCCACGGACCCGUCCUGUUCUAUGCUGGCAGUGCCUAUAUAUAUACAGAGCCCAGAGUGACUAGACUGGGAGAACAGAAACAUUAUGCAACACAAUUCAUGAAUCUCCUAAAUAUUCCUUCUGCUAUGGGCUCCCAUAUAACCCCAAUAUGGCUCAAAUUUGGAUGCAUAAAAGGAGAUAUAACCAU
Nanorana parkeri is the source of this 2752-nucleotide messenger RNA. It is a transcript of the gene ZNF341, whose product is annotated as zinc finger protein 341. Gene Ontology annotation, molecular function: DNA-binding transcription factor activity; RNA polymerase II cis-regulatory region sequence-specific DNA binding. Gene Ontology annotation, biological process: regulation of transcription by RNA polymerase II. NCBI's taxonomy places the organism in Eukaryota, Metazoa, Chordata, Amphibia, Anura, Dicroglossidae. Bases 4 to 2625 code for a protein of 873 amino acids. The record is from RefSeq and is a predicted model, not a curated record. The transcript has 16 exons.